AUGUGUCCGUUACAAGCAACCUACGAUAUUGCUACUUCAAAAAUAAAGUACACUGAAGGUUUCAUGGUGAUCCCAUAUAAUGGCGAAAUCAUUACAAAGCCAGAGGAAUUUUGGAGUGAUGAUAAUAAACUAUUAGUUACACCUAUCAAUUACAUCCUCUGUGCCAAUUUUAGUGCUCAAACGUGCUUAUUAUUCUUACUUCAAUCCUUUUGGAAUUAUCUUGCAAAUAAUAUAGCAAAAACAACUUUUAUGGGUAGUUUUGAAUUCAAAUCAUAUAUAAUAUACUCCAUAUUCAGUAUGGCCUUAUUUCCAUUACUACAAUGGCUAUUUCGUUAUGAUACUUUAUACACUGAAGUAGUUCCUCAGUUAGCUUAUGGUAUAAUUUUGUUCAUAAUCGGUUUAUUGGGUGUAAGAUCCCAUUGGAGAUUUACAAAAUUAUUGAGAAUUACUAGGAGCGUUAAUUCUUCUCAAUUAUGUAUUGUAUUAAAAUUAGAAUAUUUUAAGGAAAUGAACCGAUAUUUAACUUGGGGUCUUUUUAUUGGUUCUACUGCAAUGAUAAUUUUAUGUGCUGAUGCUUUCACUCCACAAAAAUAUCUCAACUCUCAUAAAUUCACUAUGGAUCUUUUAAUCUGCCAUCUAAAUUUUACAAUUUGGAUAGUAUUUGUUACCUUAAUUCUAAUUUUUUAUCCUUCAUCAAAUACUCUCAAUGAUACUUUAACUAUGGCAAAAGGUAUAGCUUCUACAUUGACCGUUCAAUCAAAAGGAAAUUUAUUGGGUCCACCAAAUCGUAGAUGGUCAAAAUAUAAUCCAAAUAAUGAAGAUAGCUCUUGGUCUUCACAAGGUUCUUCAAGGCAUGAUCGUACGAGUUUGUACUUGGAAGUUCAUGACGAUUCUUCUGCUCGAAAUAAUCAAAAUAAAUCAUCAAGACCUACUUCUGUAACCUUUGAUAUACCACCAUUACCUACUUCUGUAGCAUUUGAUCCAAACGCUCCCCCAUCUGUUUAUAAAAAAUCGUCUGUAUCACGUGAUUCGAGAACUUCUUCUCCGUUUUAUUUUACAUCAAAUACUCUAUUACCAAGUCCAACCUAUCCACCUUCAACCUCAUCAAAUACACAACAAUCUUCCACAAAUCUGCCAUCAUCUAGUGUUACCCCUGAACAUACAAUCAAUUCAAAUAAUAUCAAUAACAACAGACGUUCACUUAAUUUUUCAAAACCUUUACCUGCUGAAUCAUUAAAAUAUCCAUCAUCCCCUCUAACAAAAAUAAAUAGAAAUAGUUUAUCUUCAUUAACGUCGACGGAAAAUCAAAUACCUACUGGAAAUGGUUCAACUUCACAUAAUGAUAGUCAAGAUAUUUCUCCAUUAAUUUCUUCACAAUUAACUCGUAAAGAUUCUUCUAAUGAUUCACUAAAUUCUGAUGAAAUUGAUGAUGAUUUCGAAUUUAUUUCUCGAAAGAAUGCAAGAAUGUCAAUAAUAUCAAAUAAUGAAAAACCAAUAAUUAAAGUUACUACUUCAACAGCUUCAUUUAAACUAUCAACAAAUCUUACUGAUAAUGAUGAAAGUGAUACUGAUGAUAAUAAGGUUACGAAAUUUGGAAAAUCAAUUAUAAUUAAUGAAUUCGAUGAUAAUAAAGAUAAUAAUAAUUCACAAAAACUUUCAAGAAUACCAUCCUCACCUACUUUAUCAAAAUAUUCACCGGAUUCUAGUAAUAAUAUUAUGAAUAAAGUAACACCAAGAACAUCAUCAUUAAAUAAUAAAUUAAUUAAUGGACCAAGAAGAGUUAAAGCUUAUAAUAAUUUAAAAACUGAUGUCGUAGAGAUGGUUAAUUUAAAUUCACCAACUUCUUCAAAUUCUUCAACUGAUUCACCAUUAAUAACUUCACCUAUAUCACCAAAUUCAAUAAAUUCUACUUCACCAACUUCUUCAUCAAUAUCACCAAUUUCUCCAGUUAAUGAUGAUUCAAAAUUACCGAUUAUACCAAUUUCAAAUUUUACAUCUCCUUUAAUUACUACAAAAG
Dentiscutata heterogama is the source of this 2017-nucleotide messenger RNA. NCBI's taxonomy places the organism in Eukaryota, Fungi, Glomeromycota, Glomeromycetes, Diversisporales, Gigasporaceae. The record is from the annotation of a GenBank genome assembly.